Peronospora belbahrii is the source of this 1110-nucleotide messenger RNA. The record is from the annotation of a GenBank genome assembly. NCBI's taxonomy places the organism in Eukaryota, Oomycota, Peronosporomycetes, Peronosporales, Peronosporaceae.
AUGACGCAAAUGCUUUUGCUCGUAGCGCCGGUAUUUCUAGCCUGGAAUUGCGUGUAUGGAGAAGAAUAUCAUCGUCAUACGAACAACUGGGCGGUCAUUGUUGACACCUCUCGCUUUUGGAGCAACUAUCGGCACGUGGCUAAUGCGUUAUCACUUUAUCACUCUGUUAAGCGCCUUGGUAUUCCCGAUAGUCAGAUUAUCCUGAUGCUAGCAGAUCAAAUGCCAUGCAACGCUCGCAACUGCUUUCCAGGCCAAGUAUUCAACAGCCAAGCACAGAAGAUUAAUUUAUACGGAAAGAAUGUCGAAGUGGACUAUCGCGGCUUAGAAGUCUCUGUUGCCAAUUUCAUCACGGUGCUUACAGGUCGCCACGAACCCGGGACGCCAGCAUCGAAGAAGCUUGAUACGGACGAGAACAGCAAUAUUUUCCUUUAUAUGUCAGGACAUGGCGGUGACGGCUUCCUGAAAUUCCAGGAUUUUGAGGAAAUAUCUAGCCAAGACCUUGCCGAUUCUAUUCAGGAAAUGCACGUCAAGAAACGCUACAACGAAAUUUUCUUCAUGGUCGACACAUGCCAAGCGGGUUCGCUGUCCAAUGCUCUCGAAUCUCCUAAGGUUGUGACUAUUGGCAGCUCAAAGACGGGCGAAAAUUCGUACGCGCACCACUCCGACUUCGAGUUAGGACUUUCUGUCAUUGAUCGCUUUACCUUUUCGACACUAGACUACUUGCAACGCAUGAAGGUCGGUGAUUCCAUUCACAAUGGAACGCUCCUUGACCUUUUCAAUUUUUACGAUCCAAAGAUGCUAUUGUCGACGCCUGAUUAUCGAACCGAUAUCUUGGGUCGCUCGAUUGAUGAAGUACUCAUCACGGACUUUCUCGGCUCGAUACUGGACGUGCACCUUCAUUUUGAUGAUGAAGCGUAUCCGAUUGAGGCUACUGCUGUCACCCCCGUUUCCAGAUCAGAGGCUACCGCGACAACGAAUCGAAACGACUCUCAUGGUAUGCUGGGCCCGCCUGCUGCAGGCGCACGAAAGUUUGGGUUUACCAACGAGUUUCUGGCUGUAUCUACUGCAGUCGCGGUUGGUAUCAUGUUCGUGAUCAUGAAAUCGAUCUAA